CGAACCAUGCGUUCUCAAGGGCUGGCUCUGUUGUGAUUGCAGAGGAGAGCAGAGUUUGUUUCUCUCCAAGGGGCCAUGAACACGGCAAUGUCGCUUCCGCUCUUUGUCAGAGACAAGGACGGCAUGAAGUACCUGACGGUGGACCCGUCCCGAGACGAGGUGUCGGCCGAGAGCGACGAAGCAACAAAUGCCAGCAUGCCGCAGUUCACCGUGAAGGUUGCCGCGUGGAGCCCCGACGGCAUGGCGCUCGCCUUCGUGGACCCCUCCGCCGGGGUCACGAUCGUCGACUUUGCGGAGGGCGAGGGUGCAGGGCCGAGCUUCCAGACCGUGGUCAUCGAGAAGAGCUCCAAGUGCACCCAGGGCCUCUACUGGUCGCCGCUGGCCUACAACCUCGUGACCAUCGCCGUGCCGCCCACGGCGGCCCAGCGGUCCAAGGGCGGCGCGGAGCUCCUGCAGGAGGACAACCUGCAGGUCUGGCGGCGGAACGUCUCCGACAAGGGCUGCGAGAGCGGCGGGGGCACCGGCGAGUACCUCCUGGCGGCCUCCUUCCACCACCCCCGGCUGGCCACGGAUCGGCACGUCAUCAAGUGGACCAAGGACGAGACCUUCUGCGGCCGCCUCAUGCCCGACGGCCGCAUCCAGCUGCACGACGGCGCGGACCCCGCCGGCUCGCCCCUGCACGAGUUCGCGUUCGCCCACGGCGCGGAGAACUUCGACUUCGCGGCGGGGCUCCGCCCCUGCGUGCCGCUGCAGGCCCGGAUGGCCGCCUUCCUGCCCGACGUCCGCGACGACCUGCAGCGGGUCGCCGCGCCCGCGGAGGUCUCCAUCUGGGAGGUGCUCACCAGCGGCCAGGGGCUGCAGGUGUCGACGCAGCAGAGGGCCAGCACCCCCGUGCAGUCGGGCCAGAACGCCGAGCUGCUGUGGUGCCCCAGCGGCACCGCCGUUCUCGCAAACUGCACGACGGAGGUGGACGAGACCGGGAAGAGCUACUACGGCGCGACGAAGCUGCUGCUCAUCUCUCAGGACGGGUCGUGCGUGAAGGACCUCCUGGAGCCGGACGAUGCGAUGCCCGCGGGGACGAUGGCGGUCCAGGCGGUGUCGUGGAGCCCGACGAGGGACGAGUUCAUCCUCAUACGUGGGACCCAGCCCGCGCAGACGGCGCUCUUCGCCUGGGACUGGAAGGCCAAGAGGGUGUCGCUGGUCAAGGUCCUCAUCGAGAAGGCGCACCGGAACUUCGUGAAGUUCAACCACUUCGGGUCGCUGGUCUGCCUCGCAGGCUUUGGCAACCUCGCGGGGGACAUCGACUUCUUCGGGCGCACCGACGACGAGAAGUGCGAGUUCUCCUGCGUGUCCAGCUGCUCCGCCCACUGCACGGUCACGGCGGAGUGGGCCGCAGACGGCCGCUCCCUGCUCACCGCAGUGCUCUUCCCGCGCAUGCGCGUGGACAACGGCCUGCACAUCUGGAAGGCGCUCACGGGCACGAGGGUCCUCGAGGUCCCCAGCGAGGAGCUCUACGAGGUCCAGUGGCGGCCGGAGCCCGAGGGCAGCAUGCGCUUCGCGGACCUGCCGAGCGAGGAGGUGCUGCGCGCCUCCCAGGCCUGCGCGCAGCGCUCCAAGGAGAGCCCCGCCGCCAAGAAGACCGCGUACCGGCCGCCGAAGGCGCGGGGCGCGGAGGGCGCCUCGAACUCCGUCGCGGCGAUGAUGCGUGGGGAGGUCGCUGCCCCCGACGCAGACCGCCAGGGCCGCAAGCCCUGGCAGCCCCGGGAGAAGCGCGGGGAGGGCGACCACCCCGACGCGCAGACGUCGCCCACGCUGGGCCCCAAGGAGGACCCGCCCGAGCCGAGGUCGGGGAGCAAGGGCGAGGGCGAGGAGGCCAAGGAGACCCGGCUCCCCAGCCCCGGGCCUUCGCCGGCGCCCGCGAGGUCGCCGGCGGAGUCCCCCCGGGGGGCCCCGCGAGCGCCUCCGCCCUCGCGGCCGCCGCCGCCGCCGGAGCCAGUGCCGAGCGCGCCGUGGGCGGCGCAGGAGCGGCCGCAGCCAGCCGUGAAGCCGGCCCGGAGCCCCCCGCGCCGCCCUCCAACCCCCGCCGAGGUCUUGGCAUCGAUGGCCGCUCCGGCGCCGCCGCUGGCGAAGUCGCCGAUCGGCUCCCCGCCGCAGCCGCGGCUGCAGCCGCCGUCCCAGCCGCCCGUGGCAAUGGGGCCGCCCGUGGCAAUGGGGCAGCCGCCCGUGGCCAUGGGGCCGCCGCCCACCAGGCAGCAGCAGCAGCAGCAGCAGCAGCAGCAGCAGCAACAGCAGCAGCAGCAGCAACGACAGCAGCAGCAGCAGCAGCAGCAGCAGCAGCAGCAGCAGCAGCAGCAGCAGCAGCAGCAGCAGGGGCGGGAGGCUGCGCAGCAGCAGCAGCAACGGCAGCAGCAGCAGCAACAGCAGCAGCAGCAUCAGGCGUACCAGCAGAGGCAGCCAUCGCCUCCCAGCCACCACGACCCUGCCAUUGCAGCCUACGGCAAUGCAAGACCGAUCAACCCUGGCCAGCCGCCCAUGCCGUACGGGCAUAGCGCGUACGCCAUGCAGCAGCACCAGCAGCAGCAACAGCAGCAGCACCAGCAGCAGCAGCGGCAGGCGGCCGUAGCGGCGGCGUACGCCCAGCAGCGGCAGGCGCUUCAGGGCCACCACGACAUGCACAGCGGCUACCCCCACCACCCGCAGCAGCAUCCGCAGUCUCGGCAGGCGCAGCACGCGGCUGCCCAGCAUGCCCAGGCGCCCCCGCACGCGCAGGCGCAAGCGCCUCCCCAGGGGGGCAAGGGGAAGGAUCGGGCCUGUCCUACAGCUGGCUGGCAGUACAUGGACCCCAAGGGUGUAAUUCAGGGUCCUUUCACUCUGCUCGAGAUGCAGCUCUGGCACUCCAUGGGAUACUUCCGGCCAGAGCUGCGCAUGAGGUGCGACCCCAACGAUGCCUUCGUGGAGUUCAGCUCGCUCUUCCCGCAGCCAAUGGUUCCUUUUGAGAGCUACCCGCGGCGCGUCCCUGGAAAUGGAAACAGCGCUGGCGCGCCAGGCGGGCGAUAGUUCGGGCGGUGGCCGUUUCACAGCCAGAGCAGCGGAGUGAAGUCAUCAUGAAGCCACUGCCCCAGUCUUCUGAGCCCCCCCCGCUCGCUUGAUUUCUGUAGCGCUCCCGGUCUGCCUUCGGCGCCUUCGUUUCUACAUCAGUGUUCGUUUGAGGUCUCACCUUUCAGGGCCAGCGGUGCCGACUGGAGUGAGGCUGUCCCUGCCUUGUCUCCUCAAGACUGUACCAGGAAGCCGUGGACUCCAGAUGUUCCACAUGUGAGCCCAGCCCUGUGUGCUUCCAGCUUUCUCGUGCUCCAAUCUAGGUGCGACUGAGUCCAGAUCUAUAGUGCAGGCCCAGUCAGGCGGGGGUGUCCUUGAGAGAAUCUCCUUGCUGGCAGCGCUGUUGAGCCGGUUGGGAGGUUUGAUCUUCCUACGUUGCGGACCAAGCCAGUGACUGGUCUGGUACGCCUCUC
Messenger RNA from Prorocentrum cordatum, 3509 nucleotides. NCBI's taxonomy places the organism in Eukaryota, Dinophyceae, Prorocentrales, Prorocentraceae. The record is from the annotation of a GenBank genome assembly.